CGGAAUCCCAGUCAUUGCAGCGGCAGUGAGAAAGAGACACUUGUACCUUGUUGAGCUCGUGUGGCACUGAGAGGAGACCACCACCAAGGAUCUAGCCGUAGAUUUUCCCUUACUACCGGGACGAAAAUGUCUGACCAUGCCACCUCUGCCGCGGAGGAAACUAGUUCCGCUUCGUACAAUGACGGCACGCAGGAGGCGCCAUCCGGAAUGAGCGCAGUGGUCAAAAAGAACAGAAAGAAGGCAAGAAGAAUGAGAAAAAAAGCGCAAAAAGGAAGUUCUCUUACCACUGGAACGGAAAUGUCUGACCAUGUCACCUCUGCAGCGAAGGAAACGGGUUCUGCUUCGUACAAUGCCGGCACGGAGGAGGCGGCUUCGGGAGAGAGCGCAGUUGUCAAGUCGAAGAGAAAGGAGGAGGAAGGAAGAAUGGGAGAAGAAGCACAAACAGGAAGUUCCCUUACUACCGGAACGAAACUGUCGGAUCACAUCAUCUCUGCCAGGAAGGAAACGGGUUCUGCUUUAUACGGUGUCAGCAAGGUGGUGGCAGCUUCCACACUGAGCGUAGUGGCCAAGUCGAGUUCUGCUCUAUACAGUGUCAGCAAGGCGGCGGCUUCUGGACUGAGCGAAGUGGCCACAUCGUUGCCGUACUUACGCAUAACAGGAAAGAAAACGACUACAUAUUCAAGUUUUGCCUCGGAGAGGACGGACCAAUUGGGCUCCGCUGCAUGUCCGGUCGUCGUGCGUCCCCACAAAGACGCCAAUAACUUUGAACUCCGGGACGAGAAUUUGCUACGUCUUCUCACCAACAGCGAUGUUGCAGACCUCCCUGUGGUGGUAUUGUCAGUCGCAGGGGGCUUCCGACUCGGAAAGUCCUUCCUUCUCGGCUUCUGCAUCAGGUACCUGAAGCACCUAGAUAUGUCGUCAGACCGAUCAGAUUGGAUGGACGAGGAGAAUAUACCCUUGACGGGCUUUUCUUGGAAGUACGGCAGCGAAAGAGAGACGACUGGUAUCCAGCUGUGGGGAAAAGUUUUCAAAAUCAAGACACGACAACACGGACUCGUGGCUGUCGUUCUGAUGGACACGGAAGGUUCAUUCGACAGCAGGUCCACGAUGGAAGGAAAUGUCACAGUUUUCUCAAUGAGCGUGCUACUGAGUUCUGUCCAAGUGUACAACCUGACCAAACAAAUAACCCAAUCCGACUUGGAACACCUGAAGCUGUUUACGGAGUAUGCUAGCAUGGCUAGAAGUGCUGGCGGCCGGGACAAAGAAGUGUUCCAGAAGCUCCUGUUUCUCAUUCGUGACUGGCAAUAUCCCGGAGAGAAGUCGUUCGGACUGGAAGGAGGAGAAGCGCUGCUUCAGCCUUUCCUUCAAAGGGACCCCACACUGCAAAAUGAAGUAUCCGAACUACGUGAAAACAUCCGAAACAGCUUCAGCGAAGUGAAAUGUUUCCUUAUGCCUAGACCUGGUGACGCGGUGGAGAACACGAAAUUCGACGGAAAACUUCGUGAUAUAUCUGGAGAUUUCAAGUAUCACUUGAAGAACCUCGUGUCUUGCCUUCUUUCACGUGAAAGGCUAAUUCCGAAAAAGAUCAACGGAAGAAUUGUCACGUGCAAGGAGCUCGUGUCCAUGUUUCAGACUUAUUUCACCGUCUUCAACGAGAAGGAGCUCCCUACACCCAUGUCCGUCUUCAACGCGACUGCAUUUGUCCACAACACGCGAAUCAUGGAGGAAAUUGUCAAAAAAUAUGAAACCUCCAUGGAAUGGAUCGUCCUCGGGAAUUCUGAUUCCGAAUCUGACACUGAUAUCGACGAGCAACAUCAGAAAGUGAUGAAAGAGUGCUUGUCACAGUUCGAGAAGGAACAGAAGAUGGGAAAUCACGACAGACAACUUCGGGAACAGCUUGUAAAGGAUCUCAAUCGCUCCUACGACAACUGCAAACGGUCUCGUAAAAUGAUCCGGGAGUACAACCGGGAGAUGGAGCACCGGAUCGGGAGAGAACGACAAGAUACUCAGCGUCGUUAUAAAGAGGAGAUGCAACAGAUUGCUUUUGUACAAGGAUGAUGCCAAACAAGAAUCUGGUAAUUUGUAACAUGUCCUUCGGUAGUUAAAUAAAAGAGUAGAAAAAUAAUGUGCUAAA
Messenger RNA from Ornithodoros turicata, 2134 nucleotides. Its product is annotated as atlastin-2-like. Gene Ontology annotation, biological process: protein homooligomerization; endoplasmic reticulum organization. The transcript is spliced from 21 exons. Gene Ontology annotation, molecular function: GTPase activity; GTP binding. The record is from RefSeq and is a predicted model, not a curated record. Lineage: Eukaryota; Metazoa; Arthropoda; Arachnida; Ixodida; Argasidae. The coding region runs from base 127 to 2058 and encodes 643 amino acids.